Molecule: messenger RNA, 4809 nt
Organism: Poecilia reticulata (guppy)
Lineage: Eukaryota; Metazoa; Chordata; Actinopteri; Cyprinodontiformes; Poeciliidae
Source: RefSeq, a predicted model, not a curated record
UUUUCCAGGAAGCGCCUCAAACCUCGCUUCUAAUGACUCUGUAUUUUCUUAUUAAUGGACAAAUGUAAAGGAUCUGCAACACACUAUUGUGUUUUUUGCAACUGUUUCCUGGUAUUGUAAUCUUAAGUGUUACGUGACAGUUCUUAAAUUGGAUUAGCCCUGAGUUAAGCCAGUGUAAAAUAAUGGAUGUAGCCUACUUCUUCCUUAGCUAGGCUGAUAGCUGGAACUAGUUGCUACUACGUUAACCACUGGAGUUCUCUGUUUUACUAACUUAAUGGUAGAAAUAUGCCUCGUUUGCUGAAUAACUUAUAAUUUGCUAGAAAUACCUGUGUGAUUCCUGACGUUACAGACAUUCAGUAACUUCCUGCAGUACUCCAAUCAGUUCAAGGAGACGAAAUUUCGUUAACAUGGAAAGCCACAGCCAAAGGUUUGAGUCCACCACAGGGCGAGACAGUAAGCAUCAAAAGAAGAAAGGUUCUCACAACAGCACGUCCGGGUUUGAUGAAGGAGACCGCAAACCAAAGUUUAACUUGGCCUUUAGAAACCUCACAGACGAUGUGCUGGACAGAUUUGCAAGUAUUCGAAUUCCUGGCAGCAAAAAGGAGCGUCCACCCCUAACGCUCUCGAAACAUACCCCCAAUGACUGGUCCACUGCUUCAGCAUCAACCCUCCAUCAUUUUGAGGAGUUCUCUUCAAAGAUCACCUCGGAAAAAGAGAUCUUGGCUCUGUUUGAGAAGAUGAUGGAGGACAUGAACUUGAAUGAGGACAAAAAGACUCCUUUGAGGGAAAAAGACCUCAAUACAAAGCGAGAAAUGGUCCUCCAGUAUAUUUUUGCAGCCUCCAAAGCAGGUAGCCUGAAGAAAAGCCAUCAGAUAUCACCGCAGGAAUUCCUCAGUGAGCUGAAGUCAGGAGUGAUGGACGAACGUCUGUUUGCCUGUCUAGACUCAUUGCGAGUGUCCCUGACAAGCAACCCUGUGAGUUGGGUGCAGAGCUUUGGGCAUGAGGGCCUUGGACUAUUGCUGGACAUUUUGGAGAAGUUGCUUUUCAAGAAACAGCCGGAGAAGAUUGACAAAAAAAACCAGCAUAAAAUUGUCCAGUGUCUCAAAGCCUUCAUGAACAAUAAGUAUGGCUUGGAUCGAAUUCUGGGGGAGGAGAAAAGCCUUGCCUUACUAGCAAGAACCAUCGACCCCAGCCAGUCUGCCAUGAUGACCGACGUUGUAAAGCUGCUAUCAGCCAUCUGCAUUGUUGGCGAGGAGAACACCUUGGAGAAGGUUCUUGAGGCCAUCACGACAGCAGGGGAGUGGCGAGCCAUUGAGCGGUUCAGUCCAAUUGUGCAGGGACUGCGAGAUCGCUCCAUUCAGCUACAAGUGGCAUGCAUGCAGCUCAUCAAUGCCCUAGUAACAUCUCCUGAUGAGCUGGACUUCAGGCUCCAUAUUAGAAAUGAGUUUAUGCGUUGUGGCCUCAAAGAGAUAUUGCCGCAACUAAUGACCAUCAGAAAUGAGGCUCUGGACAUUCAGCUGAAGGUUUUUGAGGAGCAUAAGGAAGAGGACAUGAUGGAAUUCUCUCAUAGAUUGGAAGACAUCAGGAGUGAAAUAGAUGAUGCGGGAGAUGUAUUCAGUAUCGUGUUGAGCAUGGUGAAGGACAGCAGUGCAGAGCCCUAUUUCCUCUCCAUCCUGCAGCACCUCAUGCUCAUUCGCAACGAUCACUUGAUCAGGCCCCAAUACUUUAAGAUCAUUGAUGAGUUCAUUUCUCAAAUUGUGCUGCAUCGCAGUGGCACUGAUCCCGACUUCAGUUACCGCAAGCGCCUAGAUGUGGACUUCAGCCACCUUUUGGAGGUGUGUGUGGACAAAGCUCGUGUUGAUGAGUAUGAACAACGAGCCUUAGAACUGGCACAGAAGUUCGAUGAAGAGUUUCUCAGCAGACAAGAGGCACAAGCUCAGCUAUCUAAGUGCGAAGAACAAAUCGCUGAACUCCAAGCAGAGUUACAGGCCUUCAGGUCCCAGUUUGGAUCAGUGCCUGCCGGUCUGACAUCCGCUAAGGCUGGAACAUCAUCACCAUCUCCUGCGUUCGCUUCUGUACCUCCAAGCUCUGGAUCUGGAUCAGGGGUGGCGUGUCCCCCACCGCCUCCGCCUCCUCCGCCUCCUCCUCCACCGCCUCCUCUGCCUGGAUGUCCUCCUGCACCUCCUCCACCCGGAAUGCCUCCUCCGUUUGGAGUCCCGCCUCCACCUCCUCCAGCCUUUACAGGUGGUUUCGGUUCCCCAACCCACCACACGCUGCCUUUUGACCUCAGGCCAAAGAAGGAAUUCAAGCCCGAGAGUUCAAUGAAGCGCCUCAACUGGUCGAAGAUUCGUCCACAGGAAAUGACAGAAGGUUGUUUCUGGGUGUUGGCUGAUGAGGACAAGUAUGCCAAACCAGAACUCCUCAACAGAGUUGCUCUUACUUUUGGCUCACAGAGAACAGAAACCAAAGAUUGUGAGGAGAAUGUAGUCACAGAGGAGCCACCUAAAAAAGAGGAAGAGGAUCUUGAGGAAAAGAAAUCCAUAAAGAAGAGGAUUAAAGAGCUCAAGGUGCUCGAUCCCAAGAUUGCACAAAAUCUCUCGAUCUUCUUGGGUUCCUACCGCAUGCCUUAUCAGGAAAUACGUCGCAUGAUAGUGGAGGUGGAUGAGGAUCAGCUCACUGAACCCAUGAUCCAGAACCUUGUAAAGCACCUCCCAGAGCAGGAACAGCUGAAUGCUUUGGCCAAGUACAAAAACGAGUACUCUAAUUUGUCAGAGCCUGAGCAGUUCGGGGUUGUGAUGAGCAGCAUGAAGCGACUCCGACCUCGCCUUAGCCACAUCCUUUUCCGACUCCAGUUUGAGGAGCAUGUAAACAACCUGCGACCAGGCAUCCUGGCAGUAAACGCAGCAUGUGAAGAGGUCAGAAAGAGCCGCGCUUUUGGCCGCCUGCUGGAACUGGUGCUUCUGCUGGGAAAUUACAUGAAUGCGGGCUCUCGAAAUGCCCAGUCAUAUGGAUUUGACCUCAGCUCCCUUUGCAAGUUAAAGGAUACAAAGUCUGCAGACCAGAAGACCACAUUACUGCACUUCUUAGCAGAAGUGUGUGAGGAACAGUUUCCUGAUGUGCUGACGUUUGUUGAUGAGCUGGAGCACGUGGAUCGAGCAAGCAGAGUCUCUGCAGAGAAUCUGGAAAAGAGCCUCAGGCAGAUGGAGAGGCAGCUGCUGCAGCUCGAGAGAGACCUGGAGACUUUUUCCUCCACCGAUGACCCUAACGACAUGUUUCUCACCAAAAUGGCUAGCUUUAGCAAAGUGGCGCAGGAGCAGUAUGGAAAGCUGGCGAUCAUGCACAGCAAUAUGGAGACCAUGUAUCAGAACCUGCUGGAGUACUUUGCCGUUGAUCCCAAGAAGACGUCUGUGGAAGAGUUGUUCACCGACCUCAGCAACUUCCGUUCCAUGUUCACACAAGCACUGAAGGAGAACUAUAGGCAGAGGGAGUUGGAGGAGAAGCAGAGGAGAGCGCGGGCCGCAAAGGAGAAGGCUGAGCGUGAAAAGCAGGAGAGACAGCAGAAGAAGAGGAGGUUACUGGAAGUCAAUGCAGAGAAUGAUGAGACAGGUGUGAUGGAUAGUUUGCUGGAAGCCCUGCAGUCUGGAGCUGCAUUCAGAGAGCGUAGGAAGAGAGCGCCAAGACCCAGAGAUAACUACCAGCAGACGAUCAGCCCCAGCUCCUUCCGCCAGGUUCUCAGACCCGUUAACUAUGAAAACAACAAGGCACCUUUGCAAAGGUCUCGCUCCCGGCAGAAUGUAAAUGCGAGCUCGGCGGCGUCAAAACCUCCCCCUGCCAAGGAGGUGGGCAAUGAAUCUGAAGGCCAUCCAUCUGUAGCCAGGGCCAAGGCUUCAGUCUGUUCUGAAGUGGGCCAAAAGUACAAAAACACUCCAGGUCACAGCCGCGGGCUGGACAGGGAGCGGGCGGCCGACAGAGAAGUGGUCAAGCCGGCUGAGAGAAAGCCAGAAACGAAAGCGGAGAGUCCAGGCCUCCAGACGGCCGCCGACGCCAACGGAGAGCCCGAUGUGGAGGCUCUACUGGCCAGACUCAGAGCGUUGUAAGAUCCAUUUCUCAUCACUGAAAGAAAAUGUUACAUCACAGCAAAAACUAAAUAAACAAAUGCUUUUCAUGUAAGCUAUGGAUUCUCCUAAAAACAUUAUCUCAAAGGACCAACAUUACUAAAAGGAGGAAGGAGGCGCGAGUCGCCACACAGUUAAUACAAUGAAAGUAAUGAGUCUGAAUACUCCGAUUUUAAUCCUUAAUGACAGAGAGGUAAUUAAAGACAUAAUUAUAUCCAAAAAGAUUUAGCAGAAUAUGAUCCUGAUAUGUGUACUGCCAACAUAGAUUCAUAUUAAUCAAAGAAUUGUAGCUUUCUACUGAUAGAUGUGACAUUGCCCAGCAGCUCUAUGUAUUCUAGAGAUGUGCAAUGUUACAGAAAACUUUCACAUUAGUGCUUUUUUUGAUUGUGCAUUAGAUGCUGGCCUUUGCAUGUUAGCAGUUUAACACGAUAAAUUAUAUUUGGUAAAAAUGUUUUACGCUUUAUUUUCUUCUACAAUAUAUGUACCUUUAUUUCUUUCUAAGAUUUUGAUAUAUUUUAUACUCAGAACCUCUAAGUGUAUAUAAAUAAAUAUAAAGGAUAAAGAAUUAAGCCAUGGUUAUACUUUAAUGGUACUUAAAUCAGGAUUCCUACACAAUAUUAAAAAGCCUCAAAGAACUGUAUUUUCUUUCAUAAUCAAAAUGUUUUUAUUUUCUAGAUUUUCUCCUUUCUUCCUU